AUGUCAAUUCUAGAGUACAAUGGAGCUGCCAUUAUCGCCAUGGCGGGAGAUGGCUGCGUCGGAAUCGCGGCGGACCGUCGCUUGGGUGCCCAAUUGCACACCAUUGCCACGGACUUUACCAAGUGCUUUCGCAUGGCUCCCAAGUUGUAUGUGGGACUAGGUGGAUUGGCCACCGAUGUGCAAACCUUGCAUCAGCUUUUGGAAUUCCGAAUGAACUUGUACACGCUCAAGGAAGAACGUGAAAUGACGCCGCAAGUCUUUUCUCAUUUGUUGUCUCAUUUGCUUUAUGAAAAGCGCUUUGGGCCUUACUUUGUAGAGCCUGUGGUGUGUGGCCUUGACGAGAAGGGAGAACCCUUUCUCAGUGGAAUGGAUCUCAUUGGAGCUCCUGUGACUGCCAAGGACUUUGUGGUUACUGGAACUUGUACAGGAAACUUGUUUGGUAUGUGCGAAUCCCUUUACAAGCCAAAAAUGAACCCAGAUGAACUCUUUGAAUGCUUGGCACAAUCUUUGCUGUCGUCUGUAGACAGAGACUCAGUGUCUGGUUGGGGAGGUAUCGUUCACAUCAUUACAAAGGAUAAUGUCAUUACCAGAGAACUCAAGGGAAGAAUGGAUUAA
This is a messenger RNA of Cylindrotheca closterium, 615 nucleotides long. Lineage: Eukaryota; Bacillariophyta; Bacillariophyceae; Bacillariales; Bacillariaceae. The record is from the annotation of a GenBank genome assembly.